This is a messenger RNA of Soboliphyme baturini, 267 nucleotides long. The record is from the annotation of a GenBank genome assembly. Lineage: Eukaryota; Metazoa; Nematoda; Enoplea; Dioctophymatida; Soboliphymatidae.
AUGAGCAAAGAACUGGGCGGUGGAGGCAUAAAAGAGGAAAAUACAGAAUGUUGGAAGAGCGUCGACUUGCCUUCAUGGAGCAUCCAUGAUGAGGACAAGUUGGAGGACGGAUUACGGGUGGCUCGUAUUAUCCAGAUCAUCGACACGAUCGUUACGACAAUAAGCCUGGAAAGUGUCCAGGCUACAGUCACCGUUCGCAAGGUGCAGGUGACAACUGCUACCGGGACAGCGACUGCCCUGGCGACCGAAAGUGCUGCGGUACUGUGA